AUGUCGUCUACAUAUUCCUUUCAACAGCGAAUGGACGAUUUAGAGAAAAGACUUAAAUCAGAAAAUGACAAAGCUCGAAGAAUAGUUGGAACCAGUGAAUUAAUCUAUCCAGGAGGCGGAGAGUCGGCUAAUUCCAGUCCCCGGAGACUUAGACAGAUUCAAGAAUUAGGUGCCUCCUCACGUUCCAGUUCAGCCCCUUCUCCUGAUCGAGAAAAUCUGCGGAUUCUUCCUAACAUGGCAUCUCACCGUCAAAAGCCCCCAAGACAGCCAGACAGACUCAGUUUGACUGGGGCAAUGGCCAGUAAACCAGACAGACUGACUCUGGCAAUGCCUGGACAGGACAGACAUGCUUUCCCAGCACCUCCCAAACAACCUAAUAGUGCUGAAAUAGAAAGAAGGUACAAAGAGAUAAUGAGUCAGACAGGAAUUCUGACUCUAGAUGGAAAGAAAUAUCCAACAGAAAUAAGUGAACUGCAGCACUUGGGAGAACUUGGUCAUGGGACAUGUGGCCAUGUGGUGAAAAUGAGACAUAAGAUAACAAAUCAUUUGAUGGCUGUCAAACAAAUGAGAAGAUCUGGAAACAAAGAGGAAAACAAAAGAAUAAUUAUGGAUUUAGACGUGGUGAUUAAAUGUCACGACUAUCCCUUUAUAGUGCAAUGUAUUGGAACCUUUAUAACAGAUAGUGAGGUUUGGAUCUGUAUGGAACUUAUGGCUACAUGUUUAGACAAACUCUUAAAGAAAACCAAAAGACCUAUUCCGGAAGCAAUUCUAGGAAUGAUGGCUGUAGCGAUUGUAAAAGCAUUAAAUUAUCUGAAAGAGGAACAUGGAGUCAUCCAUCGAGAUGUGAAGCCAUCCAAUAUACUGUUAGAUGAAAGAGGUACUGUGAAGUUAUGUGACUUUGGUAUCAGUGGUCGUCUUGUAGACUCCAAGGCAAAGACAAGGAGUGCUGGAUGUGCAGCUUACAUGGCACCGGAAAGAAUAGACCCACCUGACCCACAAAGACCUGAUUAUGAUAUAAGGGCAGAUGUUUGGAGUCUGGGCAUCACAUUAGUGGAGCUAGCAACUGGAGAGUUCCCAUAUAAGAAUUGUAAAACCGACUUUGAAGUAUUAACAAAAGUCCUACAAGAAGACCCACCACUACUGCCCCCAGGGAAGGAGUUCUCCCACGAGUUCUGCUCAUUUGUUAGAGAUUGUUUAACAAAAGAUUAUAAGAAACGACCCAAGUACAAGAAAUUAAUUGAACACAAGUUCAUUAAACGAUAUGAGAAGGAGGAAGUAGAUGUAGCAGCUUGGUUUUCUGAUGUUACUCAUUUAAUGGCCGUCCAAUGUAGGUCCUGAUACAGUUGCAGAAGGACAGAGACAAAAUAAGCUCUGUUUAGGUCCUUGGAACAAUGCUGGUCCAUGAUUGGCACAGCUUAAAUCCUUGAGACAAUGCUGGGCAUUGGUCAGCACAGCUUGAAUCCAUCAACCAAUGCUGGUCACUGGUCUGCACAGCUGGAGCUUCCAGAAAAUGCUGAUAGCUGGUCAGUAUUGUAUAAGUACUUUGGAAAAUGUUGACCACUGGCCAGUGCAGUUUAGUUCCUAGAGCCAAUUGCUCCAUGCUGGUCAGUUCUGUGUAGAUCCUGGGAAGCCAUGCUUGAGACUGGUCAGUUCAGACCCUCAGGACAAUAUUGAAACACUUCUCAGAACUAGAGAGGUUCUUGUGUUGGAUAAUGGUCAGUACUGUAACUAAAGAUUCUUUGAAUAAUUGUGGUCACUGAACAGUACUCUAUUGAAUCUAAUGACCGCUGGUCAGCACACUUUUGAUCCUCAGGACAAUGCUGGACUUAAUUGGACAGUGGCCGGCCUACCCAUCCAAUCAUAACACUGUGUGCUGCUCAAGGGAAAUCAAAGAUUUCAUCACUCAUUUUAAAACCCAGGAUUUGAUGGGAACACUACUCGAUAUUGUGUUUAAUUGCAGUGCUUCUCCACAUUGACAUUGAUUGUGAUAUCGAUUAUACGAUGUUCUUAAUAUCAGAAAAUGUUUGGAUUUUUUUAGCACUUCUGUGAGGUAUUGCCGUCCGUCACUGUCCAUUGCACAUAAUCCGUGGUCUAUUAUGUGAAAAAUAUUUAUAAUUUCACAUACUCUUACUGAAUUUACAGGUGUAAGGGGAUCAGGGAUUUUUUUUCAACGUCUUGCCCUUUAAACCUGUGCUAGGGCUAUACACCAAGACGGGAGUUUACAGUUUAACAUUGUGUUAUUUUUCAAAAUAUUGAUAAAGGAUAUGGUAUUUAUUUAAGCUUGCUAAGAACAAAAUCAAUUAAACUUAAGGGAAACUAUGUAUCAUUAUUCUCUCAUAAACAAAUGUUAUAGAAAUGGAAAUUUACAUUACUUCUUAAUGCUUAAUGGAUCUGCCUAAUGUAAGUACUACAUAGAUAUCAACUGAACUUAACAUAUGAAGCAUGAAAAGAUAAAAUGCAAAUUUUCAAUUGAACUCAAAUUCAGGACUAAGGAAUUGACCUGAACGUGUCAUGAUUGGCAAUUUUCAAACAUUUUUUGGUCUAGGCCUAUCCAUUCUGUUUUCAUUUUGGCAACCAUAAACAAAUGAUGAAACUUUCUUAAAUCAUGUACCUGCUGUUCCGAAAUGAAACGACAACAAGGUUUACAUCUAUAAAAGAUAGCAAUUUAGUAAGUGACUGAGAAUUCAAAAGAAGUUGUGAUUGGAUUUUAAACCGUAAAAAGAUUCCAAAUAUAAAUAUUCCACAAAAUGUAUCGGAAGGAUGUCCUUGUGUUAUAGUUUCAUAGGUGGGUCCCAAAGAUGCAUACUUCCAACUGCUAUUUCCCUUACCGAUUACUGGUAUUGCACAAGGGAAGGAACCAUGCAUGGAGACUGAUCCUCCAACAAUAUGGGUUUUAUUGGAGGGUUAAUACUAUAAUGAUUAUAUAUAAAAAGGGGAAAAAAUCUGCUAAAAUCUUACUGAGGUGAGCAUUAAUCCCCAUGGGAUUUUCCCCUUAAUUUUUUUAUCUGAAGCUUUAUAUGUAAGAAUGUAAUAACUAUUAAAAAGAUUGAAAAAUACUUAAGAUAUGUGAGUUUUCAAAUUAAGUUGUAUUUUGCCUUCAAUAAAAUUAGGUUAUUCAUCACAUCAAACUGAAAAAAAGUUUGUCAUUUGUGUAUCCACACAUCUCCACUCUUGAUAUAGAUAUAUGUUAAUUGUUAUUACCUACCAUGCUUUAUCAAUUACAGUGAAUGACCGAUGUGUAUCAUUUCAACUGAACUGAAAACUGAUACUAGGAAAAAAACUUACUGCUUGUUUUUUGUACUGGUCUUCUUAACAAUUCAGUGUAUAAUUGUUUAAAUGAUAGUUACUAGGUUUUAAUUGGGCUCUGGAUAUCAAUUUAGGCUAUAGCACAAACAA
This is a messenger RNA of Ylistrum balloti, 3396 nucleotides long. Its product is annotated as dual specificity mitogen-activated protein kinase kinase 7-like. The transcript has 12 exons. The record is from RefSeq and is a predicted model, not a curated record. Bases 1 to 1338 code for a protein of 445 amino acids. Gene Ontology annotation, biological process: protein phosphorylation. NCBI's taxonomy places the organism in Eukaryota, Metazoa, Mollusca, Bivalvia, Pectinida, Pectinidae. Gene Ontology annotation, molecular function: protein kinase activity; ATP binding.